This is a messenger RNA of Ceratitis capitata (Mediterranean fruit fly), 5369 nucleotides long. RefSeq lists its product as uncharacterized. Lineage: Eukaryota; Metazoa; Arthropoda; Insecta; Diptera; Tephritidae. The transcript has 8 exons. The record is from RefSeq and is a predicted model, not a curated record. The coding region runs from base 734 to 4153 and encodes 1139 amino acids.
GAAAAAUGAUUUGUUACUGUUAUUAGCAGCUUAUAACUGUCCCCGUGGUUUAGAGUCUUAAGAAUUUACCCAUUGUAAGGCAUGUAUAUCGUAUGAGACGACCAGAUCCAAUAUUUUCAGCAACAGUCGGCUCUUCCUACCAGAACAACCCGAAUUGUUAUCCGACCAAGGACUGAUACUCCCGCAAAUAUUCCAUCGAUAACUAAUUCGGAUAAUAUUUUGCUGUUAUAAAAAUAAUAACAGCAGUUUAUAACUUUGAUGAAGGGCCUUGCAGGCUUAAUUUGUAUAAACUAGUUUUUUUUUACAUAAAUACAAUACCAGUAACUAAAAUUUGAUUAUCUUUUGCCUUAAUAUCGAUAAGCUUAAGAAUCGAGGUCAUCAGCUUUAACACAUCGGCAGUCAGUUCUUUGUCAUCGCCCAUAGAGCAGCUGGAUAAAUUUUUUUGCGGAGGGCUGCAUAUUUUCGAUUUUAUUAAUAAAAAAGUUGACAAUUGGAAGAUUUGAGAAAGGAAACGAUAAUCAUUUAUUUUCCUUCGUUGAUGCUUUUUGUUUUAUUUUUAAGAUUGUGCUAUUUCUUUCGUGUUAUUAUUAGCUUUUAUUUUUGAGUUGAAAUACGUUAGAAUAAUAAGGAAACGAUAAUACGCGUAAAUAGCAGUAGCAAAAACCCUCUACUGAAGAUUUGGAACGGGUGGAACUUAAGAGCUCAAUAGCAACUCAAAUUAAAUAAUAUAACGAUGGAUAUUUUGGACAUAGAUGAAGCACUGAAAGAUGAUUCUUUUAUCUGCUUGGAAGAUAAAACACACGAUGAUGUUUCGAAUAUCUUGCAACAAUGGAAGAGCAACAAUUGUCAACUACCGCCGCAGUAUCAGCAAGAACAAGGCUACAAACUCAAUUCGAAAACAUUUACAAGACCACGUAAGAAGUCGGCUCAGAAUCUAGAACAGCACUUUGCACACUUACCGGGUGUAAAUAAUGCUGUGCACUCUACGCUUCCAUUCCAACAAGAACAGUUCCAGCCAAAAUUCACCAUUGCAUCCCCUCAACCUCAAGCAUUUAAUAUGGAAAUCGGUGGCCUUGUUACGACAAUGCAUAAGUCAUUUUUGCAAGACACAUCUCCGCCAUCCUCUAUAUGUUCCUCCAUGGAAGUGUCUAUGGAACGUAUGAAUAACUCUCUCAUCACAUCAGCCGAUUUUACAAAUAUAAAUUUCCUACAAUCUACACAAAGCAUCGACUUUAACGAACCGACCCUCAAUGGUGGCGAAAUGUUUAAUUUAGCAAAUAAAGCUACCAGUGACGGUUAUACAUUAAGCGAUAUGAUACGUGAUCGAAAAGCACUAGAAUCACUAACAAUGUCAGGUGAUGGUACACUAAUUAAAGACUCCCAUAUUGGACAGAUUGAUGAUAUAUCACUGGCUUUAAGUAAAACAGCAUCCGGUUAUAGUACCAUGGACAAUUCAACUGAGAGUAUGCAGGAAGAACAGCAGCUCCUACAACGAAACGGUGUGCAAGCAUCCGCUACUAACACUACAGUAUUUGUACCACAAAAUAAAUGUAACAUAAUGGAUCGUACAAUACUGCUUAGCGAUGAGGUCAUUAGUGACACAACUUUCGAUCUGGUCGAAAGCAGUUUAUGUGAAAGCAGCAUUAAUGGUAAUGAUAUUGCAACUCUGGCCACCACAGCCAAAUUAUGCAAUGAAACCUUCAAACGUCCUUGGCCCAUGGAUGAAACCGUGUGUAUACCUAAUAAAGCGAAUGCAACUUUCGAAUUCAAACAGCUGACACCUGAUGCUCGUCUGGCGACGGAAGUCCGUUGCGAGACACCAGAAAAUGUGGCGGCAACCUUAGGUUCACGCAAGUUUUAUGAAUCUACACCACAUACGUCCAGUUGGAAUAAAAGUGCUCAACAAAAUACACCAACCACGUCAAAGUUGACAGUGGAUGAAGUAAAUAUCUCUCCUAUAGUUGGUGAAACGGAUAAACAGCGUGCGUUUGAUGAUUCCUUUGGUCAAGGGUCUGAUGUUAAGAAAGUUAAUUCGAAAACAUAUUCAGGCACACUGCCUCGGCUAGAGAGCAUCGAACAAAUGUUGGAUGAUAUUGAAAACCCCAAUGAGACAUUCGACAAAAUUGGCGGUAGAACGCAAGUAUUGCAGCAAAGCGCAGCAGAUAUACAAAUGCAGAAUGUGCUGGAAUUAGCGCACGCUGAGGAAGAGCUUUUGGCAAGCAAUAAUGAUCAAGAAUUCGAACAUAUGCUGGAAGAAUUCAGUAAAGUAGAAGUUAAUGCUGAACAUGUGAAAAUGAAGAAAUCAUUAGAGACAAUAAAACGUCGAUUUAAUCGCGAUACUGUCACCUUGUCAAAAACUCCGCAUUUGCAUCAAGGAUUUGGUAGUGAUCAAGAGAUUGCCGAUUUGAGUGACAAGCCAAUUGAAGCAAAUCCCAGUGAUAUGAACGAUCAAAGGCGUAAUGGUAGUUAUAUAAAGACCGAAUUGAGUGCAUACAAAUUGAAUGAAAGCUCGGCGCUAUCUGGCCUAUCGUCACCUUCCCCCUCUUCCGCAUCUACUUCUUCCGCUGCAACUUCAUUGGUUGGCAGUGGCAGUGGGGUUGGUGGUAAUGCUACUACAUCAAGCGAACGAUUGCUUAGUAGACGAAGUCGUCUUUAUGAUAAUAUAAAUCUUUCUACGAUUUCCGCAGCCAAUACUCAAUCUCCAACAAGCUCACUGGGUGCUUCAUACACAGUGCACAAUCGUGAAGACAACGAAUACGAGUGCUCAGCGAAAACGGUGGCAGACAAGCAUGAGACUGAAUGUAAUAACGAUGGAAAGCAAAUGAAUAAUUUUGAAAAGACUGAAGAAGCAAGCGAAAGCAUUCAUCCACCUACAAUUAAAAACGAUUAUAGUGGCAUAGGCACAUAUAAACUGUCGGAACGGCGGGACCGUGACCGCGAUCGGUUCAAAACGAUAAAAAUCGUUAAAGGACGCAGUGCAAAUGAUGGCUUAGUAGCAGUGAAUGUGCCUUGCAUUGAUGAUGAUAUUUCUACAGAGUGUACAGAAGUCUUCAAUAAUAAUAAAUCGGAAAUUGAAAAUAUGUACGAUGAUAUGAGACCAGUUUCUGGUAGUCAAAACGGCGUCACAAAACCAACGGCAGCAUCAAAAAUCAAUCCGAAUUUCUUAACAUACAAAAAGCCGAGAGAUAAACCAAAACUUGUUGGUAAUCUACCAGAAAUAGACACCACUCCUGAAGUGGCUAGCGCCAGCAGUGGGGAACUUGAAAAGAUGCCAGAACCACCAAGUCGAUUACGUUCACGCUCUCGCCCACGUUAUAUUUCUGGCUUGCAAAAGAUGACCGUUGUUAAGGCGACAUCAGCAGGGGAUUUGGAUCGUGCUACAGCGCCAGGUAUACGCCCACCAAACGCUAGCGUCAGUCAUGUUGCAUUGAAUAGCUGUCAGGAUGUUAAAGCUACGAUCGCUGCCGCAUCCAAUAAAUACAAUCGCACACAACCGUUAAAAGCUUCAACGGAAGAAGUUAAAAGUCCCAUGGGCACUAAAUCGAAAUCCUUCCAUAAUUUGUCUAGUAAUUUUGGUUUUAAUGGCAGUGCUAAUAAUUUGUCGGGGAUGCGUGUCAACAGUAUUGGUUUGAAGAAACCCAAUGGUUAUGAAAUCGGUGGAGUUACGACAACGAAUGCCGCCAAAGAGCGCAUUGGCAAUGGUAUCUCGAAUGCAGCACCCUCACAGCCUGAUGAUGCAGUUUUCAAAGUUCCAAAGUUAGUGUCUGGUUUGCGUGCGCCUGGCGUAAAACGUGCUGGCUUAGUGCGACCUUCUUCCGGUUACUACAGUCUCAACAGUCUCGCCGUCAAGGGCAUGCCACCGCUGCCACAACCACCGCUAGUGAACGAUGUCGACUCGGACGGCGGCAGACAUUCGCCAACCGAUAGUAUGUCCUCAGCUUCGUCACGCGGUAGCAUACAAAAUAGUAGUGGCAGCAGUGGUAAUGUUGGAAAAUGUAGCGCAAAAUCUGCAACAAAUGCAAAUACAUUGAAUUUGACUAAAAUUACCACCGGUUCAACGGGCAUACCAAAACCAUCUGGUUUAAGACCGCCAACAACGAAUAUCAAACGUAGCGGCUUGCCAAAACCAGCAAUGGCGACAGCACGACGAUAAACUUCAAUUCAUAUCAUCAUGUCGUCAACUUAUCAUAAUUACAUAUUACUAAAGCUUAGUUUCUAGCUCUAGGGAUAAUACAUAUAUUUUGUAGUAUUAUUUCCUAACGACAUGUCUGUAUACAUGGUAGCUCAGGCGCCAAAAGCAAAAAUCUUUUGAAAGAAACGCGCUCUACUACGUACAUAUGCACAGAAAAAUGAAAAAAAAGAUUAGAAAAAUAUAUUUAUAUUUCAUUUUUCUUAAUCGAAAUGCGAAACUUUAAAGAAACUGUGUAAGUUAAGAAAAAUACCUCUGUUGUGUGCUCUUCCCUCUGCACUAAUAUUACUUUUUUGCACCACAAAAAGGAGACGGAAGAAGGAAUAGCAUCCUCUUGAGAGCUAGAAACUAAGCUAAAGCUAAUAUAAUAACAUGUGUGUAGAAUAAAUAUCACGUAAUUAAUGUGAAAUGUAACAAAAUUCAAAGCAUUACCUUAUACUCUCUAAACUACCUACCUAUAUUAUAAAUAUUACUUUUAAUACGAUAAAUUAUAGAUAUGUACUUGGACUUUAUGUUUUGUACAGAAGACAAGGAAAAGCGCGAACAAACCAUGAUAAAGCAACAAAAGAAAAACUUGUAUUGUAUACAUAUUUAUGUAAUUAGAAAAGAAAAAUUUCUGAGAUAUGUCAAAUUCGAAUAUUAGAAGUGCAUAUAAUUAAUUAUUUUCUUAAGAGAAACUAUUAACAAUAAUAAUUAUAUGUAUAUGUGUUAAUUAAAUUUAAAUUAAAAAACAAAAAAAAAACGAGAAAACAAAAACUAUUUAACGAUUGAGUCACAAAAAGCUAAUAAAUUGAAACAUACAUUACGUGCUAUUUUGAAAAAAAAAAAGAAAAUACAACAACUACAAACAGCGCGAAUGAAACACAUCAUGUAUUUACAAGUUACAAUAUAUGAUAAAUCAGGGGAAGUAUUAAGCAAAUGAAAGAAGAAGAAGAAGAAUGCCUUAUUUUAUAGCCAUUAGCAACAUGUAAUGAGCUUAAAGAAACCAUUAGCAAAAAGUGACCAGCGUCACCAUUAAUGUCUGACUUUUAUUUACUACAUUAACGUGCAUAUAAGCGUGUAUCCAGUAUGAAUGGAUGAAAAUGGAAACAAUAACUAGCUGCUCACUAACUGUUGGUAUAAUACGAGAGAAUAAGAAAGAAAGAAAAAUGAAACAAAAUAAAGUUAUUCAAAGAAAAUA